Molecule: messenger RNA, 1293 nt
Organism: Oncorhynchus gorbuscha (pink salmon)
Lineage: Eukaryota; Metazoa; Chordata; Actinopteri; Salmoniformes; Salmonidae
Gene: ppp1r11
Product: protein phosphatase 1, regulatory (inhibitor) subunit 11
Exons: 3
Coding region: 211-579 (122 amino acids)
Cellular component (GO): nucleus
Molecular function (GO): protein phosphatase 1 binding; protein serine/threonine phosphatase inhibitor activity
Source: RefSeq, a predicted model, not a curated record
UGGUCCGUCUGUGAAUUCCUUCCCCCCAAAAAUAUUCUCGUCGAACGUCCAAAGAGGAGUCAGAGUAUCUCGACAGGGUUGAUCACGAUUAAUUCGACUCAACGUGUCGGAUUGAAGAAACAGAGUGAUUGUUGUUCAUAAAAUAACGUCAGUUGACAUUUUGCUUGUUGACAGCUGGUACGAGUUCAAAACCGACAGGUUAAUAUCAGGAUGGCGGAGGCGCCAGGUACUUCUAGCGAGACGAUAACGGAGACCGUUCAAGUUGACACACCGCCACCGCCCCAGCAGGAGGGACGUAGCCUGACCAUCAAGCUGAGGAAGAGAAAGACUGACAAGAAGGUGGAGUGGUCCAGUGACACAGUGGACAACGAGCAUCUGGGAAGGAGGUCCUCCAAGUGUUGCUGCGUCUACGAGAAGCCCAAACAGUUUGGGGAGUCCUCCUCUGAAAGUGAGGGAGAUGACGAGGGCUGUGGAAGUGCACACUGCAUUCUGGGACAUGGGAAAGACGGCAGGCAUGGACACAGAGGAGGGGGUGGGGGAACGGUUCCUCCAAGCUCUGGGGGAUCACAUGCCCACUAAUGAUUAGGAAUGGUGCUGAGGGAGGAAUGGAGCAUAGGGAUUAUUCAGUCGAUGACAAUGACACAUUAUACUGCUACACACACGCUCUCAUUUAGUUCAGUCACUGCAGUACUGAGAGGAAAAGGACGAGACAGAUAAAACUGAGGGAGGGAGAGAGCCUAUAUUUCUGCCUGUUUGAUAAGAAAAAGGGGUACAAUCAUUUUCCUUAUUUUUAUAAAUAAUAAUUAUCCUUAUUUAUUGAUUUGUCGUAAUACAUGAUUUUACUUAAUUAUGUGUCAGUAUCUUAGCCUGAGUGCCAGACAGUGUUCCAUCUUGUCAAACAAGGAUUUGGAAAUAUGAAUAUGUAACAUUGUAGAGUGCAUAAAUAGUCUAGUACCCAGGCUACCACUAGGACUGGGUCCCAAAUGACACCCUGUUCCCUAUAUACGGCCCUGGUCAGAAGUAUUCACCCCUCUUGGCAUUUUUCCUAUUUUGUUCCAUUACAACCUGACAUUUUAAAUGUAUUUUUAUUUGGAUUUCAUGUAAUGGACAGACACAAAAUAGUCCCAAUUGAUGAAGUGAAAUGAAAAAAAUUACUUGUUUCAACAACAAAAAAUGUGAAAGUGGUGCAUAUGUAACGAACCCCUUUGCUAUGAAGCCCUUAAAUAAGAUCUUGUGCAACCAAUUACCUUCAGAAGUCACAUAAUUAGUUAAAUAAAGUCCACCUGUGUGCAA